GCGUAUCUCGACCUGGCUAGAUUGAGCUCUCGCGCCGUCCACCCCUCGAUCCUAGAGCCCGCGACUCUGCCUGGCCUCGACAUGGCACCGAAGAAGAUCGAUCCCGCAAAACGGGGCGACCUAUCUAUGGCACAAUUUGUAUACGACGGAGAUCUCGACCGGAGCGAGACUGCCACUGCUGUGCCACUGCAGCUCAAGAACACAACACCCUCUACUUCAACGCCUGCCACCCAGAUGGAAAUGGACGGGCCUGCUGAGACAAGUCUUCUCGGCGAAAAGGAUAAGGAGAAGGAUAAAGAAAAGAAGGAGAAAGAGAAGGAUACUGUCACUAUAGAGGACCUCACCUUGCCAAAGUCGAUUAUAACACGCUUAGCUAAGGGUGUUCUACCUUCGAACACCCAGAUUCAAGCAAAUGCCAUACUAGCCAUGAGCAAGAGCGCCACCAUCUUUAUCAAUCAUAUUGCUAAUGCAGCGAACGAGCAUACUCUAGAUAAUAAUAAAAAGACCAUAAUGCCUGGGGAUGUGUUUGCGGCGCUUGAGGAUAUCGAGUUUCCCUUCUUCCGUGAGCGUCUGGAAGCUGAAUUUAAAAAAUUCAAUGACACACAGACAACAAAACGUAAUACAUAUCGCCGCAAGGUAGCCGCACAAAAGAAGGCCCAGACGGAUGGAGCCGACCCCAACACCUCCUUGAUAUCCAUAGCCAGCACAGCCGCCGACUCCGACGCAGCCCCGCGGUCUAAAAAGCAAAAGCCAAACGCCGCCCACGAGGAAUCAGCCAUGGACGUCGACGGUGACGAAACGCAGGAACCGCGCGACGUUAGUGACGCCGACACGGAGCCCGAGCAAGAGCCCGAGGAAGACGAGGAAGACGAAGAAAAUGUCGCCGGCGAGGAAGAAGAGGAUGAUGAAGACGAAGAAGAAGAAAACGACGACGAGAUGCACGAUCGGCUCGAAGAACGGCCAAAUCGAGAAGACGACGACGACGACGACGCGCUGGAUAACGACGGAGACAGCGAUUAGUAUCUCGCGGAAAAUGAAGGGGGCAGCAUACUGGAUGACAGUGACGACUCACAAUCUGAAGAUGAGGCUUGCUGCUGUUGCUCCAGAAUUGGCGUCAUAUUAAACAUGAUCUUGCCGGAGAACACUAGAUGGUGAUAUGCAGGUUUACGCACUUAGAGGAAGACCUUUGCGUACUUUCGCGCACGAGAUACACACAAUGAACACACUAUCAUACGCUGCGCACAGUUACCCAGAAG
Molecule: messenger RNA, 1256 nt
Organism: Xylaria bambusicola
Lineage: Eukaryota; Fungi; Ascomycota; Sordariomycetes; Xylariales; Xylariaceae
Product: histone-fold-containing protein
Exons: 4
Coding region: 82-1020 (312 amino acids)
Biological process (GO): DNA damage response; leading strand elongation; heterochromatin formation
Cellular component (GO): epsilon DNA polymerase complex; CHRAC
Molecular function (GO): protein heterodimerization activity; chromatin DNA binding
Source: RefSeq, a predicted model, not a curated record